This is a messenger RNA of Panicum virgatum (switchgrass), 2137 nucleotides long. Its product is annotated as E3 ubiquitin-protein ligase RNF14-like. Bases 180 to 1853 code for a protein of 557 amino acids. Lineage: Eukaryota; Viridiplantae; Streptophyta; Magnoliopsida; Poales; Poaceae. Gene Ontology annotation, cellular component: ubiquitin ligase complex; cytoplasm. Gene Ontology annotation, biological process: positive regulation of proteasomal ubiquitin-dependent protein catabolic process; protein polyubiquitination; ubiquitin-dependent protein catabolic process. The transcript has 7 exons. The record is from RefSeq and is a predicted model, not a curated record. Gene Ontology annotation, molecular function: ubiquitin protein ligase activity; zinc ion binding; ubiquitin conjugating enzyme binding.
ACGAACCGACCGUUCCGUUCCCAUAGUCGAAGUCGACGUUCGUUUUCGUUUCGGUGCUAGCCUACUUGGAGCCUAGGAGGGACAUGGACAUUGAACUCAACGACUCCAGCUUGUCUGCGAACUCUUUUUCUCUCUUCGAGUAGGGGGCGAGCGGGCAAUCAAUUCGCCGGGAUUCUCCAAUGUCGAGCGGGGCCUCGUCAUCGUCCUCGCCGCCGCCGGCGGGGGCCGGGGACGGAUAUUGGGCGGCGCGGGAAGAGGCGGCGGCGCGGCUGGAGGCGAUGGCCGCGAGGCCUCGUGGGGAGGACGAACUCUCGGCGGAACAGUUGGAGACCAACAACCAGCUCCAGGAGGACGAGGUGUUGGCACUGCAAGCUAUUUAUGUGGAUGAUAUGGUCAUCUUGGAGGAUAAGGCGGGUCUUCGCUCUUUUCAGAUUUUUGUGCGGUAUCCAGUUCCUAAUGGCAGUAAGGUCUUAUUGAGUCUUUGUCCAAACAGAACUACAAUUGGAACUGAUAAUGAGGGGAGCCAAGAUGUUGGUGAACUCUUUUAUGCUUGCAGCUUAAAGCAUUUGCCACCUGUGGUGUUAACUUGUUUGCUGCCGCGUUCAUAUCCCAGUACAUGGGCUCCUUAUUUUACUAUAUCAGCCAAGUGGUUGGAUGAACCAAAAGUUUCAUACCUCUGUGCCAUGCUUGAUGAGAUUUGGACUGAGCUUCAAGGGCAAGAAGUAGUGUAUAGAUGGGUGGACUGGCUGAGUAGCUCUUCAUGGUCGUGCAUUUCUUUGAACGACAGCAUAAUAUUAGUUCCAGGUGCAACUUCAGAUGUUGUGGAUGAACGUGCUAUUGCAAGAAAAGUUCUUGUUGGUUCUACUAUUCCUCUGAUGCAAGAUUAUGAUGAGAAUAGAUCUCAUGAAAUAUUUCUGAAAAGCCUACGUGAGUGUGGAAUUUGUCUUAGUGAAAAUACUGGCGUAAAUUUUAUCAAGCUCCCAUGCCACCAUUUGUUUUGCAUGAAGUGCAUGAAGUCUCACUGUACAGUUCAUGUGAAAGAAGGGAAUUUAACAAUGCUGACAUGCCCUGAUACAACUUGCCGCAGCCCCCUUCCACCGUCAAUAUUGAAAAGCCUUUUGGGAGAUGAUUGCUAUACGCGAUGGGAAUCAUUUGCGCUACAGAAACUCUUAGAUACAAUGCCUGAUUUGGUAUAUUGUCCCAGGUGUGAUGCUGCUUGCUUGGAGGUUGACAAUGAUGCCCAAUGCCAAGAGUGUUUUUUCACCUUCUGCUCUUUGUGCAAAGAACGACGUCAUGUGGGGAAGGAGUGUGUUGGUCCAGCAGAGAGAAUUAACAUUUUGAAGGAACGGCACCAGAAAUAUUCUAUGACAGAAAAACAAUUGUUGAGAGAACAGAGGGAAAUAGAUGAACUGUUAAAUGUCAUUGAAGUGCUUCGCAAUUCUAAGCAAUGUCCCUCUUGUAAAAUGGCUAUCUCAAAAACUGAAGGCUGCAACAAGAUGACCUGUAGGAACUGCGGGAAAUUCUUCUGCUAUCGUUGCAACCAGGCAAUUAGUGGAUAUAACCAUUUCUGGGAUGGAAAUUGUGUGCUGUUUGAAGUCACCAAUCAACGGAGACGUUUUGGACUCUAUGAAGAAUUAGACGAUGAUGAUGAAGAUCAAGUGGAGCUAGAGCCUGAAUUGCCAUGGCUUUAUCCUUGUCCCAUUUGUGGCCGCCGUAAUGAAAAGCUGGGCACAAACAAUCAUAUAUUGUGCAUGGGUUGCCGAGGCCACUACUGUGCGUUAUGCCGGAGGAGGGUUUUGAAGAGCUCCAAACACUAUGGACCGAGAGGUUGCCAGCAACACACAGAUCCUUGAGACUCCAAAUCUUGCUGUAUACAGUACAUAACACCUUUGUACAGAACAUCUUCGCCACUUCCAGUGUUUGCAUCCACUUGUUGUCCAAGACGAGAGGAUUCCUGUUGGCAGGGACAAUGUAAAUUUGCAAUUGGGAGGUUCCAUGGUAGCAUUUUAGCUAGGACCUUUGAUGUCAAGAACAAAUGGUUCGCCAUGUAAUGAACAGCGGAACAGGGCAUUCUAUUAACUGUAGAUUGAAGAUUCAAUUCUUGGCGAACGAUUGAAGAUUCAGUUCGUUUUAUGCA